CUGACCGUCCAUAGCAACAUUAUGCCACCCACGAUGAAGAAAGAGCAACUCAAUCUAUGGCAUUUGGUCACCAUCCCCCUAUAAAUAGCAACCCCACAUACACCUCUCCCACCACCCAUCAAACACCUCCUCAAUCCUUUCCUUUACCUCACUUUCUGCACACUCGUUUCAAAACAUACACUCAAACACCACCACCAGAUAUCCAUAUGGCUGAAGAGAAGCGCCACCAUGGCCUCUUCCACCACCACAAGGAUGAUGAAGAGAAGCCCGUUGAUAAUGUCUACUCCGAGACUGGUAAUUACUCCACUGAUGGCCCUGGUGGCUAUAACCGUCCUGAGACCACUGAUUACUCCGGUUCUGACCGCCCCGGUGGCUACUCCGACACCACUGCUUACUCUGGUGAUCGCCCUGGUGGCUUCAACGAGACCAAUGCUUACUCUGGUGAUCGCCCUGGUGGCUUCAACGAGACCAAUGCUUACUCUGGUGAUCGCCCUGGUGGCUUCAACGAGACCAAUGCUUACUCCGGCGAUCGUCCAGGUGGCUACAGUGAGACCACUGCUUACACCGAUUCUGAUCGCCCGGGUGGGUACAAGGACACCACUGACUAUCCCGAUUCUGAUCGCCCGGCUGGGUACAAGGACACCAACGAGGAAGACGUUGACUACGACAAGGAAAAGAAGCACCACAAGCAUCUCGAGGAGCUUGGCGGGCUCGGUGCUGCCGCCGCUGGUGCUUAUGCCUUGUAUGAGAAGCAUGAGGCAAAGAAAGACCCAGAGAAUGCACACAGGCAUAAGAUAGCAGAGGAGGUUGCAGCAGUGGCUGCAGUUGGAUCUGGUGGAUUUGCCUUCCAUGAGCACCAUGAGAAGAAGGAGGCUAAGGAAGAGGAGGAAGAGGCUCAAGGAAAGAAGCACCACCACCUUUUUGGUUGAAAAAAUAGAAGAAGAAAGGAUCCUUCAUGAUCGAUCUGUUCCUAGUGUCUUCAUGAACUAUAUAUGCGUGUUUUUAAUUAUUUUGUCUUGCAUUUAGAUAUGCCAACCAGUACUAUCUAUCUAUCUAUCAAAAAAAAAAAAAAAGAAGAAGAAGGGGGGAUAUAGCACCAGUGAGCAACUACCCUAAAUAAUACCUGUGAGAGAGGGUGAGUCUGUGAAUGCUUCCUUGGUUGGUAUAUGUACGUUUCCUUUUCAUGAAUUAUGUGUGGGUGUCAUCUGUUUCUUUUUGUAAGUGGGUUUCAUCUGGUUUUCAUAUUAUCUAAUUAAUGUUAAUAAUGACAUGUUUAUUAUCUAAA
Messenger RNA from Juglans regia (Persian walnut), 1285 nucleotides. RefSeq lists its product as uncharacterized. Lineage: Eukaryota; Viridiplantae; Streptophyta; Magnoliopsida; Fagales; Juglandaceae. The coding region runs from base 57 to 929 and encodes 290 amino acids. The record is from RefSeq and is a predicted model, not a curated record. The transcript is spliced from 2 exons.